Messenger RNA from Aspergillus udagawae, 531 nucleotides. RefSeq lists its product as uncharacterized. The coding region runs from base 1 to 531 and encodes 176 amino acids. The record is from RefSeq and is a predicted model, not a curated record. Lineage: Eukaryota; Fungi; Ascomycota; Eurotiomycetes; Eurotiales; Aspergillaceae. The transcript has a single exon.
AUGCAUCUCACCAGCACCGUUGUCACAGCUCUCCUCCUCGCAUCCUCGACCCUGGCCCAAAGUCAAAGCCAAUGCGUUACCAGUUGCGAGACAUCCAACCUCGAAGUCUCAGCAUGCGAAGGCAAUGAAACGGGCCAGGCACUCGCCGACUGCACCUGCGCGUCGUUCCAGGGCCCGACCGAUCCCAUGCUUGUUUGCAUUAAAUCCUGUCCUGCGGCUGACGUUGCCGCAUUCGCUGCUGGCAUUCCAGAUGAAUGUCGCAGUACACUGUUUCCUAACGUCACUGUUGCGUCUGGCAGUGGCAGUGGCUCGGCGAGUCCAACACAGACGAAGAGCUCGUCUUCAGCUACCACUACCGGUUCGUCUACUGGCUCCAUGACAACUGGCACUGCGGCCACUGUGACUACGACUCAUGCGACUACCACUACUACCGCGGCUGCCUCGUCGUUCACGCACGCUGGAAUUGCUGCUGUGAAUCAGCCAGCGGGAAUGGUUAUGGCUAUGGGUGUUUUGGCGGCAUUUGCGAUUUGA